This is a messenger RNA of Erigeron canadensis, 1842 nucleotides long. Its product is annotated as probable receptor-like serine/threonine-protein kinase At4g34500. Gene Ontology annotation, molecular function: transmembrane receptor protein tyrosine kinase activity; ATP binding. The coding region runs from base 1 to 1641 and encodes 546 amino acids. The transcript has 3 exons. Gene Ontology annotation, biological process: protein autophosphorylation. Gene Ontology annotation, cellular component: plasmodesma; plasma membrane. Lineage: Eukaryota; Viridiplantae; Streptophyta; Magnoliopsida; Asterales; Asteraceae. The record is from RefSeq and is a predicted model, not a curated record.
AUGAUACUUGUUUUUGAGUUCUUCCAUUCUCACUCGCUUCACAAACAGUUGGAAGAACUUCUUCCUACGUGGGAAAAACGUUUGAAAAUGUGCCUUGAGAUUGCACACGGAUUGAAUUACAUUCAUAAUGAGAUGGAGGACCAAAAGAUGGCAAUUCACCGUGCCAUAAGUAGUGAAAACGUUUUAGUAGGCGUCAAUGGGGGUGUAAAGAUUACUGGAUUUCGAGAAUCUUUGCUUGUGCCUCCGAAUCAGGCUGAUGACACUAUGUAUUUCUGGAAUACAAAUCCUCACUUCAAUCCUUAUAUGGAUCCUGAAUAUGCUAAGACUAGCAAGAUAAAAAGAGAGUCAGAUGUAUAUAGCUUUGGAAUAGUUAUGCUUGAAAUCAUAUGCGGGAAGUCUAUCAAGUUGUUAACUAAGGUUAAUGACGGUCAAGAACGUGAACUAUUGUCCCAGUUGGUGCGACAAUGGUUCGACACGGGAAUAAUGAAGAAAAAGAUAACUUCCGUACUUACGGGGGAGAAUGGAGAUAACAAGUUUUAUCUAAAUAAAGGACCCAAUGCAGAUUCUUUAGAAACAUUUUUAAAAAUUGCAUGUCGGUGUUUGGCGGAAACACAAAACGAGCGUCCAACAAUGAAAGUCGUGGUCGAAGAACUCAACAAAGCAUUAUCAUUUCAUGUAAACAAUAAGGAUAACUUCCGGAUGUCACUUGAGGAAAUAAAAUUGGCCACGAAUAACUUCAGUGGUGACAACGUCAUUGGAGGAGGAGGUUUUGGGAAGGUAUACAAAGGCGAAGUUGCACACAGACAUGGAAAUGGGAAUUAUACCAUAGUCACAAAGCGGUUAGAUACAAGUCAAGGUCAAGGGGAACAACAAUAUUACAAUGAGCUACAAAUACUCUACGAGUAUAAGCAUGAGAAUGUCAUCGGUCUUGUAGGCUACAACGAUGAAACAUGUGAAAAAAUCAUUGUUGAUGAAACAUGUGAAAAAAUCAUUGUUUAUGAGCAUGCGUGUAAGGGAAGCCUUGACAAGUAUCUGAAUGACACUAGUCUUACAUGGAGGAAUCGACUUAUGAUAUGCAUUGAUUUUGCAACCGGGUUGGAUUUCCUUCAUGGAGGCAUUCAUGGAAAAGAGGUUGUGAUACAUAGGGACAUCAAAGCUGCUAAUAUUUUAUUGUUUGAUGAAUGGAAGGCAAAAAUUGGUGAUUUUGGGCUUUCUAUCAUAAGCACAGUAAAUGAACAAACAGACUAUGUCAUCGAUCAUGCUUGUGGCACACGGGGCUACUUGGACCCGUUGUACUUAAAAUCGGGUUUCUUAACUAUAGAAUCCGACAUUUAUUCAUUUGGUGUUGUUUUGUUUGAGAUCUUGUGUGGGAGAUCAACAUUUGAAAUUCGCAAAUAUGAGGGUCGAUAUCUACCGAGUUUCAUGAAGCACAAAUUUGAAGAAGGGAAACAAGACGAGGUUGUAUUUGAGGCUUUAAAGAAAGAAAUCAUGCCAAAAUCAUUGACAACAUUUCAAAACAUUGCUUAUCAAUGCUUAGAUGAGGAUAGAGAAAAAAGACCAAGGGCGAAACAAGUUUUAGCACAACUUAAGAAGGCAUUAGCAUUUCAUGAAGAUGCAAACAUAGGAGCAGAAACGAGCUAAACAAAAAAAGAAGAAACUGUUUAUGGAUGUCAAAAACUCUCGAUAACUACUAAGUUUAACAAGCAUAACGGUCAUGGGAAUGUAAUGUAAUUUUAUUGAAUGUUUUAAAUCUUGUGCUUUUUCUUUUGGUUCAAUUGGGUAAUUGUAAUCUUAGUUUUGUAGAACCCAUGUUAUUUGUGUUUACAUGAUUUUUAAGUAGUG